Messenger RNA from Vitis vinifera (wine grape), 3704 nucleotides. RefSeq names its product transmembrane 9 superfamily member 1. The transcript has 12 exons. Gene Ontology annotation, biological process: protein localization to membrane. The coding region runs from base 79 to 1857 and encodes 592 amino acids. Gene Ontology annotation, cellular component: membrane; trans-Golgi network; endosome. NCBI's taxonomy places the organism in Eukaryota, Viridiplantae, Streptophyta, Magnoliopsida, Vitales, Vitaceae. The record is from RefSeq and is a predicted model, not a curated record.
GGGAGUCGCAAAUCUAGAAUACCGACUCUCUCUCUCUCUUCUCGCUCCGUUGAUUUCACUCUCUCUCCGCCGAUUGCCAUGGCCUCCGCCGUCGGAUCCGCCGCCCUUUCCCUCCUUGCUCUGUACCUCGCCCUCCUUCUCCUCCUCUCGCCGGCCUCUGCCUCCGACUACGAUCACAAGUAUCAGCAGAAUGAACCGGUUACCCUUUGGGUAAAUAAGGUUGGACCUUACAAUAAUCCACAAGAAACGUACAAUUAUUAUAGUCUUCCAUUUUGUCGUCCUCCUGGCAAAGCUGUUCACAAAUGGAUUGGCCUUGGUGAGCUCCUGGGCGGAAAUGAGCUUAUUGAAAGCCAGAUUGAUAUAAAGUUUCAAAAAAAUGUGGACAAGGGUGUGAUAUGUCAACUUGAACUUGAUGAAGCAAAGGUCAAACAGUUCAAGGAUGCUAUUGAGAAUAAUUAUUGGUUGGAAUUCUUCGUGGAUGAUCUGCCUUUGUGGGGUUUUGUUGGUGAGCUGCAUCCUGAUAAAAACAGUGAUAACAAGCACGUGCUUUUCACACAUAAGAAUAUCAACAUUACAUACAACAAAAAUCAGAUUAUUCAUGUUAAUCUUUCUCAAGAGAACCCAAAACCGAUGGAAGCAGGAAGAACAUUAGACAUGACAUAUUCUGUUAAAUGGAUUCCUACUACUGUCACUUUUGCUCGUCGUUUUGAUGUUUAUCUGGAUUACCCUUUCUUUGAACACCAGAUUCAUUGGUUCUCCAUUUUUAAUUCUUUCAUGAUGGUUAUCUUCCUCACUGGUUUGGUGUCAAUGAUCUUAAUGCGAACCCUUAGAAAUGACUAUGCUAAAUAUGCUCGGGAAGAUGAUGAUCUGGAGACUCUGGAAAGAGAUGUGAGUGAAGAGUCUGGCUGGAAGCUUGUUCAUGGGGAUGUUUUCCGGCCUCCUCCCAAUUUAGUUCUACUUUCAGCUGUUGUUGGCACAGGUGCUCAGCUAGCGUUGCUUGUUCUCCUUGUCAUCUUAUUGGCAAUUGUUGCAAUGUUGUAUAUCGGGAGAGGAGCAAUUGUCACAACUUUUAUAGUAUGUUAUGCUCUGACAUCAUUCAUUUCGGGUUAUGUGAGUGGUGGGAUGUACUCACGCAAUGGUGGUAAAACCUGGAUUAAGUCGAUGAUUCUCACUGCAUCACUUUUUCCAUUUAUGUGCUUUGGGAUUGGGUUCUUGUUGAAUACAAUUGCUAUAUUCUAUGGGUCUUUAGCAGCUAUUCCCUUUGGAACUAUGGUAGUUGUUUUCUUCAUUUGGGCUUUCUUCUCUUUCCCUCUGGCACUACUUGGCACGGUUGUUGGUAGAAACUGGAGUGGUGCUCCAAAUAAUCCUUGUCGUGUGAAAACUAUUCCUCGUCCAAUCCCUGAGAAGAAAUGGUAUCUCACACCAUCUGUUGUCUCAAUGAUGGGAGGUCUGCUACCCUUUGGCAGCAUAUUUAUUGAGAUGUACUUUGUCUUCACAUCCUUCUGGAAUUACAAGGUGUAUUAUGUCUAUGGCUUUAUGCUACUGGUUUUCCUGAUUCUCAUAAUUGUCACUGUUUGUGUGACAAUAGUGGGAACAUACUUCUUGCUAAAUGCUGAGAACUAUCACUGGCAGUGGACUUCGUUCUUCUCAGCUGCUUCAACAGCUGUCUAUGUAUACUUGUAUUCUAUAUAUUACUACUAUGUGAAGACUAAGAUGUCAGGCUUCUUCCAAACCAGCUUCUACUUCGGAUACACCCUGAUGUUUUGCCUUGGUUUAGGAAUCCUCUGUGGAGCUGUUGGAUAUCUGGGCUCCACUUUGUUCGUCAGGAGGAUCUACAGAAACAUCAAGUGUGACUAGGUCACCUGGAGGACAAAUAGGGCUGAUAGUGCUUCCCUGAGCUUUUAGAUUGUUGAUUCAGAAAUAAAAAUUUGAGAGGAAGCCUCUGGUCAUCAACACUACGGUAAAAAACAAAAAUCACAGGGUUUAGGAUGGUGCUGUAUUUUUCUUUCUCAGGCUUGGGAAGCUCUGAGAAUUUUUUUUUUUCCUUCUCUUCCCCCCCACCCCCUCAAAAUGGAUGUUGUAUUUUUCUUCCUCAGGCUUGGGAAGCUCUGAGAAUUUUUCUUUCUUCUCUUCCCCCCACCCCCUCAAAAUGGAUGUAAGUGAAAGCCCGUCUUUACUCAAUUUAGAAUCCAGAGAUUGUUUCCAUAAUUUGGAAAGCUUAGCAUGAUGAUAAAAAAACUCACCUGUCAUUUAGAUAUCCUCUUUCCUCCCUCUACAAAUCAUGUAAGAACUAUUGCCUAAUUCCCCUCCUGUUUUGUCAUUUACACAUCUUUGGGACUACGUAUAUGGGGGGAAGGGGUUCGGAAGAAGUGAAUUUUGUGCUUGUGAACUAUGUGCAUACAACGAUUACUUCUAUCUAUAUCUCCAGUAUUUGAGUUUGCAAAACUUGAUUUCAUUUCGUUUCUCUUUCUAAUGCCCCUGCAAUCCUUUUCAUAAUAAUCAUGGUGUUUGCAACAAAGCAAUCAAUUCUCUCAUUCUAGAACUCUCUCCCAUUUUCUGGUUGAGCUAAUGUUUCAGGCAUCUUAUGAUUCUUCCUAUAAAACUUUAUGAGGUCACAAAUUGUAACAAGGAAGAUACUGGAUUGACAAGUCCCCGCUGGUGGAUAAUGAAAAAAGUCGCCUGUUUAGUUGUUUUGGGCGUUGUUGCUACACCAUAAUUGGACUUUGUGGUGCGGUUUAGGACAAAACCACGUCCAUAUGUAUUUUGUGUGGAAAGCAGCAAACGUUGAGGCUGAUGGGAACCAUUAGGCAUUUUUCAUUUUGUAAGUGAAUGGAAAUAUACGAAUGAAGCACCCAAGAAAAACCCAGCAUUCAGAAAAUAGGAGGCCACAUUUGAGUGAAGGAUUGUGGCCACCACAGUCACCCAAUAAACUGGUGAUUGUGAUAAAGAGAUAAAGUGCACCACACCGUUUUGCCACGUGGCAGAUAGGAUUCUAUGCAACCUUCUCUAUUUCUACUUCCCUUGGUAUAUUCUUCGCUAGUCUCUCCUCCACACACAAGCACAGAGACAACGCUGUUGCAUUAUCACAUCUAAGAGAGAAAUGGCAACACUUUCAGGCGCCAUGGUGAGCACCUCCUUCAUCCGGAGGCAGCCGGUGACGAGCCUCCGUGCUCUGCCGAAUGUGGGUCAGGCUCUGUUUGGGUUGAAAGCCGGGCGAGGGAGGGUAACAGCCAUGGCUGUUUACAAGGUGAAGCUGAUCACACCAGAGGGGGCGAAGGAGUUUGAGUGCCCAGAUGAUGUUUACGUUCUGGACCACGCGGAGGAGAUUGGUAUUGAUCUGCCCUACUCGUGCCGUGCUGGGUCUUGCUCCUCCUGCGCCGGGAGGGUGGUGGAAGGCACUGUGGAUCAGUCUGACGGGAGCUUCCUUGAGGAUGAGCAGAUGGAGGAAGGAUGGGUUCUGACUUGUGUUGCUUAUCCUCAGUCCGAUCUUGUGAUUGAGACCCACAAGGAGGAGGAGCUCACUGCUUAAGAGCAGUUCACAUAUGUUCUCCCUCCCUCUCUUUCUGUCUCCUCCUCUGUUUUGUUGCCUGGAUUAGCUUAAUUUCAGAGCUUAUGAUUGUUGUAUUUCUGAACUUUGUAAUUGUAAUGUUUCUUUUUGGCUCAUUUUAGUCAUAAAUGAGAUUAUAUCGGGUUUGGCUGCCAAA